Molecule: messenger RNA, 7180 nt
Organism: Bicyclus anynana (squinting bush brown)
Lineage: Eukaryota; Metazoa; Arthropoda; Insecta; Lepidoptera; Nymphalidae
Gene: RhoGAP19D
Product: rho GTPase-activating protein 23
Exons: 24
Coding region: 402-5273 (1623 amino acids)
Biological process (GO): signal transduction
Molecular function (GO): protein binding
Source: RefSeq, a predicted model, not a curated record
GCCAUAUUCGUCGUGUCAGACGGAGUGCAGUGCACGGCUGUGUCAUGUUUUAUCGUAAAUUGUAUAUUAUUUAUGAAAUCGAGUCGUUAUUGGUGCUUGUUUUAUAAAGCGGACACUAGAAAUAUGCGAUCUAAUGAAGUUUCGAAUGGACACUCGUGUCGCUUGUUGAAAAAUAAACGUGCAACGAACUGUGUAUUCGUGUGUUUAUGAUAACAGCAUUAGCAGUAACCGUCGGUCGUGUAUUGUUUUUAUCCAUAACUGGUAUAAAGGUUGAGUGCUAUUAUGCAAGAUAACAUAACCGUGACCUUCGUUUUCGUGACCGUGCCAAAGGUGCUUUUUGAGGUUAAAAUGCAGCUUGGAUUUUGAGUGACUGCGCCGGGCCAUCAGAUUGGCGCGCCCCGAUGACGGACGAGCCGGAGGCGGGGCGGCGGGCCCGCGCGCCGCCCGCGCCGCCGCCCCGCGCCCCCGCGCGCCCCGAGCCGCGCCCGCGCACGCUGCCGCCGCGCCUUAUCCGCCCGUCCGAGCACCUCGCGCUGGUGCAGCAGGCGCGCGAGCGGCGCCCGCCGCCGCCGCCGCUCGUGCCCGCCGUCACCGUGCUGCAGGGACACCCGGGACCACGCUCGGCGCACCAAAUGCCCGUCGCGCAGGGCCCGCCUCGCCACACGCCGCUCGUACCUGCGGUCACUGUGUUCCAAGGGCCCCACAGGCCGCUGGGCCCGCAGGGGCCAGUGCCCCGGCCCCCGCCGCCGCCCCCAGGGCCCAGGCCCUACGUACCGCCGCCUACACGCAUGCCGACCCCCUUGCCGCAUCCCGUCCUGAGACUGCCCCAACCGAGGAGAGAUGUUCAGCCACCGCCAGUCGUCCACGCGCCGCCAGUGGCGCUCCCGCCCGCCACCGCCGCGUCGUCGCCGGGCGCGCACUGCUCCGCGCCGCGCACCAUCGUCAUCCAGCGCCCCGACGCGCGCCACGGCUUCGGCUUCACGCUGCGCCACCUCGUCGUGUACCCGCCAGAGUCUUUACAGGAACUGUACGAGGAUGCGCGUCACCUGGCAGUGGGCGCAGUGGGCGCGCCAAUGGACACCAUCUUCGUAAGGUCCGUGCGGCCGGGCGGGCCGGCGGCGGCGGCGGGGCUGCGCGCCGGCGACCGCGUGCUGGCCGUCAACGGCGAGCCGGUGGCGUGCGGCCGAUCGCGGGCGCCCUACGCGCGCGUCGUGCAGCUGGCGCAGCGCGAGCCCAGGACGCUGCGGCUCACGGUCGUGCCGAGGGACCACGACUUGUUGCAAAGGUAUUUCAGCGAAGCGGCGUACAACCCAGAGUCGAACCAGCGCGCGCUAGAGAUGCCGGCGGUGACGGAGCCCGAGCGGCUGUUCGACGCGUGCCGCCGCGCGCACCCCGCGCUGCCCGCACCGCAAGCUCCGCUGCGGCACCGCGAGGACCCGGAGUAUGCGACGGUGGCGCCGCCGCCCGCGCGCUUCGACGUACCACGGCUACCGACCACACCGCAUUAUCUUUUACAUGAUGGUAGGAGAGAAUCCGACACGUCUCUCCCAUCGUCUGCCGCGGAGAGCAAAGACAGUCUCGGCUCUUUUGACUCCAACUCGACACUCACGGGCCGAGAGCUGGACGACUCGAUCAUCCUCUCCCGAAUACGAAAGAGCCUCGAGCAGAAGGAGGCAUUCCUCAGACGUCCCAGCCAACCCACCGGGUGGGUCACCCCGGACGCCCCCCCACCGAUCAAGCAGAAAGAGUUUUACGCCAGACCGCAGAAGUUACAGAAGCCAGCAUGGCCGCCGCCUCCCUCUUCACCGCCCCUCGCUGCAUCUCCCCCGCCGCCGUUACUCCAACCGCAGACCCAAGAACAGAGGAAAGAAGAAUGCGCUACCAGUGUUGAUAGCGGGACUUUCAGCGGUUACGGAGAAGUCAACGGAACGCAUAACGAUAAGAGUAGAACGAAACAAGACAAGAGCCAAUUCGUGGCGACGUUGUCGAAGAUACACGAAACCUCGCCGAGCAUUCAGAGUACGAAUGUCGGCACUCUGACCAACGGAUCCGCUUGCGAGUUCAGAGAAGAUGCUUCUUCUACUAACCAGGAUAAUAGAUACCCAGUACCUGAGCUUCAACUAGUAACAGCGCGCACGAGGCAACUAGAAGAGGCGCGCGGUGUAGGUGAGCGGCGGACGGAGGUGGCGCGCAGUGAGCUGGCGCGCAUGUCCACCACGCGCCUGGAGCCCAGCGUGGCGCUGCGGCGGAAGGAGUUUGAGACCAGGACCGGCAGGAGAGAGGCGCGCUCGCUGGAUGUGCAACCUCAACACGAUAUAGAGCAAGAGUCGACGAUACUCGGCGGCAGCUUGUCUGGCAACCAGCUGAUGAUCACCGGCAGCAAACACCUCCAUUGUCCACCUCCCGAUGGAUUUAUUAUGCCCGAAACUGAAAAGGUUCAAAUGCGAACAAGGUCGAAUAGUACCGGUAGUGAAGGAUUAUCCAUUAGAAGACAUCAUGCCACAGAUGGCAGUCACGCGAAGAGACGUAUGGGGCUGAACAGAGAGCAAAUGGAGGCCAUGAACCGGGUGUCGCUGCCGGGCGAGGGUCCGCAGAGGCCGACGCAGCUGAGCCUCGCGCCGCCCUCCGACUCGACCUCGGCCUCGGCCUCGGCGCACACCUCGCCCUCGCCCACGCCCACCACGCCCGCCGACUCAGGAUUUGCCGACGAUAUAGUGACGAGGCGACACAAAAAAGAUGCUCAGCUGGGAGAGGAGGAACGUGCAAUGCGCAGGGUGUCCUAUCUGAAAGCCACGUGGGGUGAUCGGCUGCAUUUGGACAGCGACGUCGAACCGGACGCCGAACAUUACGCCCUUAGAAGCCCAGAGAAGAAAGGAGAGGAGACGUCAGAGAGCAACGACUCGUUAGAGGCGGAUGUACAGGGCAAUGUUCAAAUCAAGAUGGUGGUUAGCAACGGAAAGCGCGCGAGCGACAGGUCGUGGAAGGCGGUGUGGGCCGUGCUGCAGGGCACCAAGCUCUACCUCUACCGGAGCCAUCCCACGCAGAGCCCCGGCGCGGUGACGGGCGGCGGCGCGACGGGCGCGACGGAAGGCGGCUCCCGCGACGCGCUCGACGUGCGCUACUCGCUGGCGGCGCUGGCCGACGACUACACCAAGCGGAAGCACGUCGUGCGCGUCACCACCGCCGCUGGUGCUGAACUGCUUCUGCAGGCUGAAGGCGCCGCAGACGCGCAGCGCUGGCUAGCGGCACUGCGGCGACACUCCGCCGAGCCGCCGCCGGCGGAGCCGUCGUCGCUGCCGCCGCCGCCCGCGUCCGCGCCGCCCACCACCACCAGCGCGCCCGAGUGCCCCUCGCCGCUGCCGCCGCAGCGCAGCAAGAAGAUCGGCAGGAACAGGUCGCCUACCGGUCCCCCAACUCCAACACUCCCGUCGUCCCCCAAAAACAAGACAUGGAAGGGGCGUAUGGCGAAGCAGCUACGGCGUAUGCACGGCGGGGCGACCACCCCCGCGCCGGCCGCCGCCACGGGCUGGCUGGGCGCGCCGCUGGAGCGCUGUCCCGCCGACCCGGAGAACCCCCUCGUGCCCAAAGCAGUCACCUUACCCGCACAGGCCGUUGAGGCGUACGGGCUGCGCACGGUGGGCGUGUACCGCGUGCCCGGCAACGCGGCGGGCGUGGCGGCGCUGGCGGCGGCGCUGGACCGCGGGGAGCCGCCGCCCGCGGGCGACGCGCGCUGGGCCGACGUGCACGUGGCCUCCAGCCUGCUCAAGGCCUACCUGCGCCGCCUGCCCGACCCCAUCCUCACCGCGCACCUCUACCCCGCGUUCAUAGCUGCCGACCGGUCGCCGGAGCGGGCGCGCGAGCUGCGGCGGCUGGUGCGCGCGCUGCCCGAGGCGCACUACGAGACGCUGAAGUACCUGGUGCAGCACCUGCGGCGCGUGGUGGCGCACUCCUCGCUCAACAAGAUGGAGGCGCGCAACCUGGCCAUCGUGUUCGGCCCGACACUGGUGCGCGCGGCCAGCGACGACAUGCUGGCCAUGGUCAACGACAUGUCCAGCCAGUGCCGCAUCAUCGAGUCCUUCCUCACACACUAUUCGUGGUACUUCGAGGACGAGACGGACGAGCCGCCGCGCGAGCCGACCGCCGCCGCCGACCAGCUGUCGCCCGCGCCCGCGCCCUCGCGAGACCUGCUCAUACACAACGUCAAGAAGAUUGAAGGCAAAGACGUGUCUACCCGCGACAUCGUGUCCUCCAUAAUAUCGGCGGCCAACCGCAAGAUCCAGCGCAAACCGCGCAAGAGCGACAAGAAGUGGGAGGCGGCGCGCUCCCCCGGCGCCUCCCCCCCGCGCUCGCCGCUCGCCUCCCCCCCGGCCGCGCCGCCCGCGCACCUUGCGCCCUACGACGAGCUGCACUACCGAGAGCGACAUCACGACACUGACAAAAUCGAAAUCGAAACGGUGUCAGCGCUGAGCCGCGGGCGACAGGACAUCUCGCGACACGCGCUCAACAACUUCUCCAUCGACGGGGCCGGAGACCUGGUCUCUUCCCUGACGAGCACGUUCGACCAGAAGCUGCGCACGCUCAACAACUCGUCGCCGCUGGACGACGGCAGCAUCCCGUACGCGGACGAGUGCCAGGACGACGACGAGGGCAAGUCCAGCGGCAGCUCGCCGUCGGACGCGGGCUCCGUGCGCGGCUCGUCGCCGGCGCGCGCGCGUUCCGACCAGCUGAAGGCGGCCUGGCUGCGCUCCGCCUCGUCCUCGUCCGACGAGCCGGACGCGCGCGCCUGGCCGCGGCCGCGCGCCGCGCCGCCCGCGCCCGCGCCGCCGCCCGACGACGACUCGGAGAAGGAGAACUGCGGCGCGCGCGACGGGGCGCCGCACGACGACGAGAAGGACGUGGACACGCGCUCGCAGAGCUCGGGUGGCGACGCGCGGCCCGACAACGACAAGCCGCGCGCCGAGUCGCCGCGCGUGCUGCGCGAGCCGCCCAACUGCCGGCCGCGGCGCUCCGAGUCGCUGGGCAAGGGCGAGCGGCUCGGCAAGGCGGAGAAGGGCGAGUGGAACGUGCGGCGGCGCGAGGCGGGCGCGUGGCGCUCCACCAAGCUGAAGCGCAAGAACGGCAUGCCGGAGCGCGGCAUCAAGCGGCGGCACACGGUGGGCGGCACCAAGGACUUCGACAAGGACGGCUGGGCGGCGCGCCACACGCGCACGUCCUCGCCCGACCUCACGGCCGCCUGGCCGCCGCCGCGCGCGCCGCUCGAGUCGCACGUGUGACGCCACACAGGAUUCUUAUCUUUCUUUACGAGAGAGGCUAUUAUUUGAUUCGAUUCGUUUGACUGAAUAGAUUAAGUCACAAAUUUCUUAAUGUUAUAUUGUUAAGUAGACGAAAAUAAUACUCAAAAUCUUUUGUAAUAUAUCGCGUUCUGUCUCCCGCGUUCACAAGACCCUUGCGAAAAAAACGAAAAUUUACUUUGUAGCAGCUAAAACAUGUAAUAAUGAAAUAGGGAGCGAUCGGUUUCGUCUGCAAUUUUAUCAAUUGAAUGGUGCAAUACAAUUUUUUUAUUUUAUUGACGAAGCGAAGUUAUAGUUGUAAACGUAAAAUGUUUUAGUGAAAGCGGUACUGUACUCGGCUCACUAUAAUUAUACCUAAUGCCAAAGAAUGAUAAAGAAGUGACCCGUUGAGAAAAUAUCUUAUACACUAUGUAUUUCUUACGGUGAGAGAACCUGUUAGAGGCCCAAUGUCGGUCCUCUAAUGUUAUGAGAAAGUGAAGCAACGAAACGUUAUCAAAUGAGUGAUAACAUGUAUUUUCUUUAGUAAAUUUUUGCGUACAAUAAGUGACGCGUAUGUUAUCCCACAAAUCAACGUGAGAUUCGUAAUCGCAACUCCCCCUGUAGGUAUUGAACUACUUUUGACGGAGUUGUUGUGGGACUUGAGGAGAAUGAAAGAGUGCAAAAUGAUACAGCAUAAUAAUAUAAUUUAAAUAAGUGCUAUUACGUUGUAAUUAAUAUAGUAAUGCCGGAGGGCUCACUUUUAGUCUUAAGAUAAGUGAUAGAACCUUUAGAGGUAAUAUGAAUUAUGACAAAAAGCGCUAUAACACCACUUUAGCCUUAAGGACUAAGGUUAGUAUAGGAGCUAAUAUUGUUAGUUAGGUACUCGAGGAGUUUCAGAUUUAAAUGAGAUUAAAAUUGUAUUUUAAAAUGUACCUACAUGCAUGCAUGCGUCACCUUGCCUUCGCGGCUUAGCGAUAUCAAAUUAUGCACAACUAUUGAGAUAUUUUAUAGAUACGAAGUUACCUUCUAUAGUGUUUCGGCAAGUAUGGUGGAAUGUUGAAAAUUUUAGAUACUAAUUUUAAUCGUGCUGAUUAUUGCGGCGUAUACAUACAAUUUUAUGCCUUGUAUUUUAAAUGCGUCAAUGGAUAUAUAUUUUAAAAUUAUGACGCAAUAGUAUAAAAUAUAUUUGUAAUAGUAAAUAAGUAAUUGACUCUUUAUAAAUAUAUUAUAGUGAAAGGCGCGCAGGUCGAGUGCUGCGGCUGACUGACAUUACACCACACUGCAGUGAUAAUAUAAUUAAAGUGAUCCCUUAAGCUAUUGUAAAAAAUGUACAUUUAUUGUAUUCUUAAUUUAUAUUAAAUUUGUUAUCUUAGCUUUGUUGAAUGCAAUUAUUUUUAUUGUUUUGUUUAUCAAUCAAAGUAUUUUAAGCUAAAUUCAAUUAUUGUUAUUUAUUUUCGAAAGUUGGUAAAACUAAUUUGGCAAGUUUCCUUUUCGUUUUAUAUAGAAAAAAAGAUUACGAUCAGUUUUGUAAAUAUUGUCCUGUGAAAUGUUUUAGUCUUUCGUUCAUUAAUUGCUUUUUAAAUUUUUAUACCAUCAUUAAGUUAAGACGAUCUCAAGUUUGUUGAAUGUUUGCAAAGCGUUCCUUUUAAAGUUUUAUUUGUAAAUAUAUCAUUUAAUGUAGGGACAGUGAAUUUACUAAUUUUACAUACUAGUACAGUAGCGGUUGGAGGUAGACUCCGCACAAGAGAUUUGUAUUCAAAGUAACCUUAUUCAUGCUCUUCGUAUAAUCCGCUAUGAAAUUCAAUAAACACAAGUAAAGACAUUGAAUAUUAUGGUUCAAACCAGAUUUACAUUAUUUGUCAUUGUGUAUAUUUUGGAGAAAUGAAAAUAAAAAAUAUUAAAGAAUUUUA